Lactuca saligna is the source of this 948-nucleotide messenger RNA. The record is from the annotation of a GenBank genome assembly. NCBI's taxonomy places the organism in Eukaryota, Viridiplantae, Streptophyta, Magnoliopsida, Asterales, Asteraceae.
AUGUCAAAACUAAAGGGUCGCUGCUGUUGGCUUGUCGCUGAUGCUCUAUUCGUCGUCGCUAAAGUUGCGUCGCCGCUAAUGCUCUCCGUCGCCACUAAAGGCGUUGCUGAUAUUAAUAUGUAUUUCUCGAAGGGAUUUGGAGUGAAGGAGUAUCUUCCAGCAUAUCUAGACCCUCUCAUACAACAUGAGGAUCUUUUAACUGGUGUAAGUUUUGCUUCUGGUGGUGCUGGUUAUGAUCCCUUAACCUCCAAAUUAUCGAAUGUUAUGUCGCUAUCAUCUCAAUUGGAAAUGUUCAAACAAUAUAUUGAGAAGCUCAAGGGGAACAUAGGGCAAGAAGCUGCAAUGAAUACAAUUACCAAUAGUGUAUUCUUGGUGUCAGCAGGAACCAAUGAUUUUCUUGUAAACUAUUUUACAUUUCCCAUGAGAAGAUUACAAUAUGAUGUCCCUGCUUAUGGUAAUAAGUUGGUGAAGCUAGCGAGCAAUUUUUUACAGGAAAUACAUAAAUUGGGAGCAAGAAAGAUAGUUGUCUUUAGCACAUCUGCAAUUGGCUGUAUACCAAUUGAAAGAACCCUAGCUGGGGGAGCACAAAGAAUAUGUGCGGAGAAGUACAAUAAAGCUGCACAAUUUUUCAACAGCAUGCUAAAACUACAGCUCCAAGUUCUUGCAAGCAAUCUUCCUCAAACCAGGAUUGCCUUCUCAGAUUUCUACAAACCUCUGAUGAACAUCAUUGAUAACCCUCAACAAUAUGGCUUGGAGGUUACAAAUAGAGGUUGUUGUGGAACAGGAGAGCUAGAGAUGUGUUACUUGUGCAACAAGCGCAUGACCCGAACCCGAACGUGCCACAACGACUCUAAUUUCUUCUUUUGGGAUAGCCUCCACCCAACAGAAAAAGGAUGUGACAUCUUCGUAAAUCUUGUUUUACCUGAUAUGAUGAAAAAGUUGUUUUAA